Messenger RNA from Carassius carassius (crucian carp), 532 nucleotides. Its product is annotated as small ubiquitin-related modifier 3-like. Gene Ontology annotation, molecular function: protein tag activity; ubiquitin-like protein ligase binding. Gene Ontology annotation, cellular component: nucleus. The transcript has 4 exons. Lineage: Eukaryota; Metazoa; Chordata; Actinopteri; Cypriniformes; Cyprinidae. The record is from RefSeq and is a predicted model, not a curated record. The coding region runs from base 153 to 437 and encodes 94 amino acids. Gene Ontology annotation, biological process: protein sumoylation.
GGGAAUCACGUGGUUUUACCCGGGCCAAUCAAAUGAGGGAAUCCGGUUUGCGCGUUCUUGCAGAGCGCGUGCGGACAGGACAGAAGCGGUAGCUACGCACUCGUGUUACCGUCACGUCCACGUUACCGGGAGAAUCCUACAUUUCAACAAAAAUGUCGGAAGAGAAGCAAAAGGAGGGCGUGAAAACAGAAAACGACCACAUCAACUUGAAAGUGGCGGGUCAGGAUGGAUCUGUGGUCCAAUUCAAAAUUAAGAGGCACACCCCCUUGAGUAAACUGAUGAAGGCCUACUGCGAACGACAGGGUUUAUCCAUAAGGCAAAUUAGGUUCAGGUUUGAUGGUCAGCCAAUCAAUGAAACGGACACACCAUCGCAGCUGGAAAUGGAAGAUGAAGACACUAUCGACGUAUUCCAGCAGCAGACGGGAGGAGCCUGCUAAAGAUGAAGCACAUGUGGACGAAGCUGGUUUAUUUGUGCUCCUCUUUACUUCCGCUGCAGUUCAGGGCUGAAAUGGAAAAGGUUUUGGAAAUCUAA